CUCACUCACUCUCCUCUGGUAGUUGUAGCAGCCAUCAACCUCCUUUCUCUAACCAGAGCAGACACUUGUCCUCUUAGAUCAUCCACCAGUCCUUCUCCCCCUUUUGGUUUCCGUUUUAGGAAGAGGAAUGGACGACUAUUUCUCAUCAGUCCUGGCAAUCUUACUGCUAUUAAUGGAAAAAGGAUUCAAAUUUCAGCCAACUAAUGAAGAAUUAAUAAGCAAGUAUCUGGUGCCGAAAACCCGUGGUGAUAUCAUGGAAGGCUUGCCCAUGGCAGUCGUUAACCUUUGCGAGCAUGAGCCAUGGGAUCUACCUGGUAAAUCCAUUAUAAAGUUAGCUGGUCAAGUAACGUGGUAUUUCUUAUGCCCUCGCGAACUUAGGGGCAAAGUUCACCGCAGAAAAACAAAGGCUGGAUACUGGAAACUGACCUGCCAGCAAAAGUCAAUAACGGCUGAGGGUACUAAGAAAAAGAUUGGGGUAAUGAGGACUUUGAGAUUCUAUGAAAACGAAGUGAGGACUGGUUGGAUGAUGUACGAAUUUGACCUCAUCGCCAAUUCUAGCCAGUUUAAAAAGGGGCAAUAUGUUCUCUGUAAACUGGAGUUUGAUUCAAAAGGAGAGAAGAGCAAGAAAGGUGAACAAAGCCACCAUAUAGCUCCAGUCUCCCAUUCUGAAGUUGAACCAAGUCAGAGCAUGGAUUCUGAUUCUGAAAAUAUAAACCCAAGUGAGAUGGCUAUGAGAUAUUCACCUUGUGACGAAAGUGAAUUAAGCCAUCAUGCGGGUUCCCAAUUUGGAAAUCAAAAUCCGAGUGAGCUGAUGAAUAAUUCAGCUCGCCAACUUAGUGAGUUAAGCCACCAUAUGGCUUCUGAUUCUGAAAAUAACCUAAUGCGUAAUUUAGUUUAUGAUGGAAGUGGGUCGAGCCACCCCACGGUUUUUAAUUGUGAAGAUCUAUACUGGAAUCAGCCUACAGUUGAUUCAGCUUAUAAUGGAAGCGAAAGCCCUUACAUGGCUUUCAAUUCUGAAAAUCAAAACCCAAAUGAGCUCCUGACAGUUGAUAAUUCAGCUUCUAAUGUCAGUGAAAGUCAUCAUAUGGCUUUAGUUUUGAAAAAUCAAAAUCUAAACAAUAGCAUUUCUAUAUCAACUUGUGAGAAUUCUUUAAUGGCUUCUCGUGGUUUGGAAAAUCAAGAACCAUUCUUUCCACCUUGUAGUUUUAUAAACCAGUCAACGUAUGAUAAGAGUGAAUCAAGUAGCCUAAUGGAUUUUGAUUUUGAAAAUCAAAAUCUAGUAAAGGAAUUCACAUCAGCCUUCGGUGAAGGUGUAUGGAGUAAUACCACAGCAACUCCUCCGGAUUUUUUAAAUCAAUAUUCUUGUAAGAAGACUGAUAUAUCAACCCUUGAAGAAGGUUAUUCGAGUUACUUUAAGUCCUCUUUUUCAGAUAAUGAUCUACCUGAUGUUGCGCUUCCAGAGCAGGUAAGCCCUGGACUACAAGCAGGGAUAGAAGGGUGUUUCGAGCAAGAAAACAGCCCCAACCCUGCACUUGUCCAGCUUCCUGCGUGCAUGGAGGAAAGCCACUCCUUCAUGGGCUUUGGUACCUUGGUAUCUAAUUGAAAAGAUCUGUUCUCUGGUUCCUAUCUGCAAUUUAACAACAAAACUAUCCACACGAAAUAAUCGAUGGAGUUUAUUAUAUAUGGUUUAAGAGGGCAACUACUGAUGCUCCUCUACUCUGAUAAUGAGGGUAACUUUUGUCGCUCUAGUUGUUUGGAUCCUUGCACGGUUGCUGAUCUGCACAUUUUGCCCACUUUAUGGUGGACGCUGCUUAGUUCGACUUCGUCCAGUCCAUGCAGCUUUAAGCUGCAAUCCUCUAAAAUAUAGCCUGCGCUGUCCUAAAUCUGCAGCUAUAUUCGUAGAAAGAUUUGAGUACUAGUAGCAGAAGACACGACUUGUUCUCUGCGAUCCUGAUGCAACUGUUAUCCGCCAAGUACUAAGAUAUUAAAUGGGAAGUACUAUUCAAGCUGUACGCACGUAUGUAUAGUUACUUGCUUCUUAUUGUUGUGUUGUAUGAAGGUGGAAUUGUGUCAAGAGAAAACAGCUCUUAUGGACUCUGUAUCUACGUGUCAGUGUGUUUCAAAGAUGUUGAACAAAAGUACUUAUGUUUGAUUAA
Molecule: messenger RNA, 2156 nt
Organism: Populus nigra (black poplar)
Lineage: Eukaryota; Viridiplantae; Streptophyta; Magnoliopsida; Malpighiales; Salicaceae
Product: NAC domain-containing protein 87-like
Exons: 5
Coding region: 128-1603 (491 amino acids)
Biological process (GO): regulation of DNA-templated transcription
Molecular function (GO): DNA binding
Source: RefSeq, a predicted model, not a curated record